Molecule: messenger RNA, 7006 nt
Organism: Sorex fumeus (smoky shrew)
Lineage: Eukaryota; Metazoa; Chordata; Mammalia; Eulipotyphla; Soricidae
Gene: CPSF6
Product: cleavage and polyadenylation specific factor 6
Exons: 11
Coding region: 189-1955 (588 amino acids)
Biological process (GO): mRNA alternative polyadenylation
Cellular component (GO): mRNA cleavage and polyadenylation specificity factor complex
Molecular function (GO): mRNA binding
Source: RefSeq, a predicted model, not a curated record
GCGCCGAGCGGCCGCGCUGCUGCAGAGACGCCCGCCGCCCCCGACCGCCCCCGCCGCGUCCCUCGGGCCUCGGAAGUGACGCAGCGCGCCCCGCCCCCGCCGCCAGAUCCGCUGCUGCUGCCGCGGCGGGCGGACCUGCAGGAGGCGGCGGCGGCGGCGGCGGCGGCCGAGGCCGAGGCCGAGGGAAGAUGGCGGACGGUGUGGACCACAUAGACAUUUACGCCGAUGUGGGCGAGGAGUUCAACCAGGAAGCUGAAUAUGGUGGGCAUGAUCAAAUAGAUUUGUAUGAUGAUGUCAUCUCUCCAUCUGCUAAUAAUGGAGAUGCCCCAGAAGACCGGGAUUACAUGGAUACUCUCCCGCCAACGGUUGGAGACGAUGUGGGUAAAGGAGCAGCACCCAAUGUUGUCUACACGUAUACUGGAAAGAGGAUUGCAUUGUAUAUUGGAAAUCUAACAUGGUGGACAACAGAUGAAGACUUAACUGAAGCAGUUCAUUCUUUGGGAGUAAAUGAUAUUUUGGAGAUAAAAUUUUUUGAAAAUCGAGCAAAUGGCCAAUCAAAGGGGUUUGCCCUUGUUGGUGUUGGAUCUGAAGCAUCCUCAAAAAAGUUAAUGGAUCUGUUGCCUAAAAGAGAACUACACGGUCAAAAUCCUGUCGUAACUCCAUGCAAUAAACAGUUCCUGAGUCAAUUUGAAAUGCAGUCCAGGAAAACUACACAAUCAGGACAAAUGUCUGGGGAAGGUAAAGCUGGUCCUCCAGGAGGCAGUUCACGUGCAGCAUUUCCACAAGGUGGUAGAGGACGGGGCCGUUUCCCAGGGGCUGUUCCCGGUGGGGACAGAUUUCCUGGGCCAGCAGGACCAGGAGGGCCACCCCCACCAUUUCCAGGAAAUUUGAUCAAGCAUCUUGUUAAAGGAACUCGGCCUUUGUUCCUGGAAACUAGGAUUCCAUGGCAUAUGGGGCACAGCAUAGAGGAAAUACCCAUUUUUGGCCUAAAAGCUGGACAGACUCCACCACGUCCACCUUUAGGUCCUCCAGGCCCACCAGGUCCACCUGGCCCUCCACCUCCUGGUCAGGUUCUGCCGCCUCCUUUAGCUGGGCCUCCUAAUCGAGGAGAUCGCCCUCCACCACCAGUUCUUUUUCCUGGACAACCGUUUGGGCAGCCUCCAUUGGGUCCGCUUCCUCCUGGUCCUCCACCUCCAGUUCCAGGCUACGGCCCCCCUCCUGGCCCACCACCUCCACAACAGGGACCACCUCCACCUCCAGGCCCCUUUCCACCUCGCCCACCAGGCCCUCUUGGGCCACCCCUCACACUUGCUCCUCCUCCGCAUCUUCCCGGACCACCUCCAGGUGCUCCACCACCCGCACCACAUGUGAACCCGGCUUUCUUCCCUCCACCAACUAACAGCGGCAUGCCUACAUCAGAUAGUCGGGGUCCACCACCCACUGAUCCAUACGGUCGGCCUCCACCAUAUGAUAGGGGUGACUAUGGGCCUCCAGGAAGGGAAAUGGAUACUGCAAGAACGCCAUUGAGCGAAGCUGAGUUUGAAGAAAUCAUGAAUAGAAAUAGGGCAAUCUCAAGCAGUGCUAUUUCAAGAGCUGUAUCUGAUGCCAGUGCUGGUGAUUAUGGGAGUGCUAUUGAGACAUUGGUGACUGCAAUUUCUUUAAUUAAACAAUCCAAAGUAUCUGCUGAUGAUCGUUGCAAAGUUCUUAUUAGCUCUUUGCAAGAUUGCCUUCAUGGAAUUGAAUCCAAAUCUUAUGGUUCUGGAUCAAGACGUGAACGAUCAAGAGAGAGGGACCAUAGUAGAUCACGAGAAAAGAGUCGGCGUCAUAAAUCUCGAAGUAGAGAUCGCCAUGAUGAUUAUUAUAGGGAGAGAAGUAGAGAACGCGAGAGACAUCGGGAUCGAGAUCGGGACCGAGAUCGAGAGCGUGACCGAGAGCGGGAAUAUCGUCAUCGUUAGAAGCUGAAGGAAGAGGAACACCUUCCAAGACAAAACAUCUUCAUGAGGGAAAAUUGACGCUUGUCCAGCAGUUUGCUUCUUGCGAUUGAACUGAACCUGUAAGGAUUCAUGGAUAAAAUGAACAGGAAUAUAUCUGAAUAAAGCAAAUCUGCGUAAAUGGUAACCAGUAGCUCUACUUUUAUUUUUUAUGUUGCUUAACUGUUUUUAUUUGAAGGAAACCUGUGUGAUUUAAAAAGUUAUAGCUUUUGCAACUUUAUUACUGGUUAUAUACAUUUGGCCAUUAUAAUGUGCAAGCAAUUGGAAAAACGUCAAGUAAAUGCUUGUUUUUAUAGUAGUUUGUUCUUGUUAAAAAUGUUCAUAUGAUAAUGUCUGUAAACAGCACCACUUUGAUUACAAUAGAUGUAGUGUUGUAAUAAACUGUUUAAUGGGGCUGAUGUGUAAAGCUGUUCAAGUUAUUUGAUGUUUACACCUCAGGGAAAGUCUUGUGUUCAGCAAUAUCUGAAGAUAAUGUUACUAUGACAUUUAUACUGUCCUUUAAAAAAGCAUUGCAAUAGCGGUUUUUUGAAUAUGCAUCAAACUAAUCUUGCAUUCAGUGAAUUAAACAUACUAAUUAAGUGUCUCUUGCCCUUGAUUUUGAUAAUAGAGUAGGUGAUUACCUGGAUAUUAAAUAUUUCUAUAUUCUGCUUUUUUUUUUUUUUUAGCUAUUUCUAUCUAAUUAGCUUGUGACUUUUCUGAAUGGUAUGUGAACCUGUAAAAACUGAAAUUUCACAGACAAAAGAAUUCAGUCAAUGUGUUAGGGGUCAAAAAUUGUGGGUUUCAGCAUUUUAGUAACAUCCUACAUUAUUUACUAGUGUUGCAACUUAAUUACAACACAGAUAUACUGAGUCAUUUAAUUGUAAACUGCUAGCAUUGAAGAAAUAUUUUUGCAGUUCUGAUUUGAUGCAGCAGUUGUUUUCUGUUUUUUAUCGAUAGUGCUUAUGGUUUAUUUGUGAACCAUGGGCAGUGUAAAUAGUCAGAUGUGCAGCAGACAAAUGUGAGUAAAGAAAGGUAGCCUUAGUUUUAUUUUCCAGUUAUUGUAGAUGCUGGAGUAUGAUGUUUAAUAUCAAUUGUAUUCUCCUGUCUUUGUAAAUGGGAGAGCAUAGGUGUAUCCUAUCCUCACAGUUUAAGGAAUUCUAUGUCUACUUACACAAUCUUGUUUCACACUAGUGUUGCUUAAUCAGAAACAUUUCACACCUGCCUUGCCUACAGGCCCUCACUAAAAACAACUGGCUAGCAUGUUUUCGUAAUUGUAAAAUUAGUAUAGGCAGUAUCAGCAUGAUUAGAUGGGUUUUUUUAAUAGGAAGGUCAUUCUGAAUCACUGCUUAAAUUUGACUUUAAAUUCUUAAGCAAAUUAAUUUGUUUUAUAAUGAAAUGGAGGGGCCAUUCCGAAGUGGGUUGGGUUUGAUUCUCAUUUCAUGUCAGUUUAGCUUGAGGGCCUGAGACUGCUGUCGCUCUGGCCUUGCAGUGCCAAGAUACCCAGACCACCCCAGUGGCGCUUAGGGUUGGAGGACAAGGGGGCCAUGUAAUGCCAGGAGUCGAACCUGAGUAAUGCACAAGCUCAAAAUGCUCCCUACCUACUGUACUAUUUGGCCCCUGUUCAGAAGACUUCAUGAUACACGUUGGUAUUACUUUAAAAAACAAAAGCUAUUUAGCCAAAUUUUAAGGCCAUGUGCAGCUGUAGGAACCCUCCAGAGAUAUGCACUGCAGUUCUUCACUUUGAUCUUGUCCAGUAUCACACUACUUCUUACACAGUUAUUUCAGAUCACUCCUGUUAUUUUCAGUUUUCAAUUAGAGUAUUUGUGCAUGGGAUCAAUGGUGUGUAUCGACUGUUUGCUCUCAAAAAUGAUUUUUUUAAUUGUUUCAUCUUGUUGAAAAUGCAGUUGCCUUUUUCAAACAUUGGAGUGUUGUAUCAAAGUCGGUUUGGUUUUGUGUAUAGGUAAUAGGUUUGUCAUUACUUGGCUUUUUAAAAAAGUAGAUAAAUUACAAUGUGAAGAACAGAUUCCAAGGGAAAUUAGUUAAUUGUAAACUUUAAAAGGUAAGUAAAUGUAUGAGAGUAAAAUUUUUCUCUGAACAAUUUUGAAAUCAAUUCAUAAAAAAAAUCUUGACUGUGCUUGAACUUGAAACUGGAAAUUUUGUACAAAUUAAGUACUUUAUUAUUUAACUUUUAUCAGUGAAAUCCUAUACGUGAUCAUUUUUAUAUCACUCUUCUCCCCACUUGGCUGAUCUCAUGUGACUUGUUGCAAACAAUGAGUGUACUAGAAUUGUUUGCUGCUGCUCCAUUAUUUUAAGUGUUGUCAGAGGAAGUAACUUUGUUUUGACCAAUUUUUGCAAAGUCUUUCCCUGUCUGAUAACACAUGAUGAAUGUAUAGCAGUAAAAGUGAAAAUCUGAAAGCCUUGUUUACUCUUUAUAUCCCAUUUGUUUUUAAUGGGCUCAUGUUAUUUGGGAAAAAACAAUUUAUGUGUAAAACAAUCCAAAGAGAAAUCUUAAGACGCCAAAAAAACCAAAACAAAAACAAAAAAAGCACCAGUGUCUCAGAGACCUUUACUUUCUGUUUUUUGCUUUUUGUUAUGGUGCCAGGGUGGUACCCAGGGCCUCACCCAUGCAGGCUGUGAUCUACCACUGAGCCACGUCCCUGGCCCUUUAAUAGUUACUGUAGUGGAUAUGAAAAUUGUUUACCAUGGCAAUAGUGCUAUCAGUCACAUUCCUUUCAGCCAGUUAUGAAUGAGUGAUAUAGCACCUCAGAGGUACUACUUCUGAAACAACACUUUAAAUUGAAUUUGCUGCUUUUGGUUAACAUAUAUUAUGAGAAUUAUAUUUCAGUGUGAAUUUGGAAGUGUUCACAGUUCUCAAGCAGAUUUGAAAUAAGUUGCAGUGGCUUUUGAUAAUACUUUAGCCCAUUAAAUGACUUCUUUACCUAGAAUGUUCUUAAACAGUUUAACUACAAUUUCAACUUUACAAAUAAUUUAGGGGAUUGAGUUUAAGACAUUUUUAUUUAAUUCUCCUAUGGAGAAUAUUGCUUUUUUGUUUUCAUUAGUUUAAGGUCAGUUCUUAAACAUGGAAGUUUAAUGAAUGUUGUAUUAUAACAUUUUAUAGUAAAAGGGGGAAAUUGUUGAAAGGGUAAAGACUUAUUUUCCUUUAUGUAUUUAAAUGUGCCAAUAACAUAAAUACAUGCUGUUUUAUACACUGAGAUACUACUAUAGGAAUUUCUGUUUGAGUGCUCUCAACGUUUUGUUUUGUUUUUUUUAUACCGGGAUGGUCAUUGUGUUUUAUGUAUCUUACAGAACAACUCCAACUUUGUUUUAAGCUUUAGCUUGUUAUUUUAAGAGGUAUUUUGUAUUUAAUUUUUUUUCUGAGAAUCAUUACUUGGAUUCUUGUUUUGCAGAUAACUUUUCGAAUUUUAUUCCCUUAGCUCAUUACAUCCCAUAGUCAUCUGUAAAUGUAACCGUAGUUGUAUGUACUUAAAUGCACGCUUACCCAUUGUAUAUAUUAGACAUUUUGUGCUAAAAUAUAUUGAGUGGGAUUUUUGUAGCAAAGCAUUCUAUUUUUCUGUUCUUACUCUGUGUGUGUGUGUGCGCGUGUGCGUGUGUGUGUGUUUUUUCAACAUUAAUAUUCAGUUUAAACACUGGUGUAUUUAUUUUUUAGCAACUUAACUCUUAGAAGCCUUAGACUAAUAUUUAAGUGACUAUUUAACCAAAAAUUACAAAUUUAUUAAGAUGUGGCCUUACAUACAGCAUUCCUUGUGUUUGUAAUGUGAGAUUUUUAAUUUAGAGAAACCAAAACAUUCAGGAUUAAAGUUUAAGUUGAAAUAGAAACAUGUUAAAAUGUCUAGGCUUCUGGGAGGGAGUUCUUACACUUCUUUCUUGGCAUUAUUAGAAAGAAGCAACAUGAAUUGUUGUGAAAAUUCAAAAUAGGCCAUUGUUUCCUGUCUGGAUUGAUUUAGGUUUGUCUUAACCAAUGUUUUUUUAAAGUUUCAGGUUGUUGGCAUUCACUCUGAAUAUGCAGCUACUCUAGUUUUUUGUAUGAAACAAACACCUGGUUAGGUUAUAAACUGAUAUUUUAAAGACUACUUGCUAUGCUAAUUAUAAUGCAUAUUAUAAUGAAAGUCUUUUAAAAUAUUAGCAGGAAUUUAAUUGAAGUCACACAAAUCUUGAAAUGGUAUCUGCAGAUAGGAAAUACUACCUACAGUUUCUUGUGUGGGAGCAGCCUAAAACUCCACUACAAGUGUAAAUGUUUUACAUUCAUUUUAUAAUUGGACAGAUUUGCAUUUAGUGGAAAAAAAAGUUUUGAAGAUGUGUUCUUUUUUCCAUGCUAUUACUGCAUAACACCUCAGCAUUUUGUAAGUUAAAAUUAUUUUUAAAUGGUGAAUUCCUGUUUUAUUUUUUUACUUUGAAAAUUGUAGUACUCAGGUGGUAUUUAAUGGGAAAGGAUCCUUUGGGGGUAAAACAUAAUGUGUUCUAAGGAAUGCGUCUAUAACAUUAAUGACUCCAGCCUUAAAAAAAGGUCUAUUAUUCCUUCUGCCUCUUCAUCCCAUGGUGUAUUAGCAAAGUAGUUUACAGCCUUGUACAGCCUUACAAGUUGUUUUAUAAUUUUUAAUGGAAAGCCCUUAACAAAAAAUUGUAUCAUAUUACCAGUAUCCAUAAAUCACUGAAUUCCGGUUUGUAAAUAAUUGUCUAAUACCAGAAGGCCAAAGAAAGUCUUAAAAUUUUAGCUUUGACUCUAAGGUGACUUCACAAUAAGAUUUCUGUGCAAAAGGUAAGGUAAUAUUUGAUCAAAUAGACUUUUUUUGGUGUCCAUGAGAACUAGACUUCCACAUUAGUUUCUAUUAAAUUCAUUCCAUUUUUAUUAAAAUGCUUGUAAUUGCAAUUUUGUGUUUAAUGUUUAUUUUGUUUUUUUCUUUAGCAUUUAGGUGACUAUUCAGCAGUUUGCUAUAAGACCAUUGUUGGCCUUAAACUGCACUAGUAACAAGCAUGGUUAUUUAUCUUGUAUUGAAAAUAAAGCAGUUUUGAUACUA